CUACUAGUCUACUAUAUCCCUCAGAAGCUCCUAUCACUAGAAAAAACUAGUUCCUCUAUUGUUGCUCAAAAAUCUCUCUAAAACAACCCACAUAACAUUUCCAUUUCUAUGGACUACAGUCAACUCACUUCCCUUCGCUCAAUAUGCUCCAAACUCUUUCAUCUCUUCCUCCUUACUUUCUUCCACCACACAAACUCUAUUUCUGCCACAUUUCUCUCCACCACCAAUACUCCCUUCGACUUCAUUCGCUCCAGCUGCAACACAACCCUCUACCCUGAAGUGUGCUACACCUCUCUCUCCCACUAUGCCAACGCUGUCAACCUUGACCCCGCCCAAUUAGCCCGUAUCGCCAUCGGCGUUACCCUCGUUCACGCCCGCCAAGCGGCCACCUCCUUCUCCAACAUGACUCGAUGGGCCGACUACGGACCUGAUCCCAGAGCCAUGUCCGCUAUCCAUGACUGCUCCUCCACCUUCGUCGACGCCGUUGAUCAGAUGCGUGGGUCUCUCAAACAGAUGAGCCACCUAGCAACAGACGUAGGGUCCAGUGUUGAGGCGGUCAGGUUUCAGCUUGGCAAUGUUCAAACGUGGAUGAGCGCUGCCCUCACCAAUGAGGAUACAUGCAGCGACGGUUUCAAAGACGUUGCGGAGUGUGCGGUCAAAGCGCAGGUGUGUGGUAUGGUGGUGAAUGUGAAACAGUUUACAAGCAAUGCUCUUGCUUUAGUCAAUAGUUAUGCUGAUUCUGUGACUUCGCGAAAAUGAUUGGAUUGGACAUUAUUGGUGGUUGUUGAAUGUUGGAAAACAUGCAUUGCUACUGCUACUUCUUACUAUUUAAUUUGUAACGAACUCGUGAACUUAUGUUGUCCUGUUGUUUGUAUAAUAGUGUGUGAAAGAGUUGGCAUGUAGGUCAGUGUUAACGGAUGGAACUUUUUACUACUUACUACUUACUACUUACUACUUACUACUUACUACUUAAUAGCUUGGAGGUUGAGUUUAUUUGUUUUUGUAGUUUCCAUAGAUGUGUUACCUUAAUACUGUGUAUGAUAGGCUAAUGAGCUAAUCUAUAUGUAUCUAUAUAUACUAUAAACCUAGAAUAAUUUGUCUA
Messenger RNA from Beta vulgaris subsp. vulgaris (sugar beet), 1102 nucleotides. RefSeq names its product pectinesterase inhibitor 7. Gene Ontology annotation, molecular function: enzyme inhibitor activity. NCBI's taxonomy places the organism in Eukaryota, Viridiplantae, Streptophyta, Magnoliopsida, Caryophyllales, Amaranthaceae. The transcript has a single exon. Gene Ontology annotation, biological process: negative regulation of catalytic activity. The coding region runs from base 109 to 759 and encodes 216 amino acids. The record is from RefSeq and is a predicted model, not a curated record.